Molecule: messenger RNA, 16425 nt
Organism: Megalops cyprinoides (Indo-Pacific tarpon)
Lineage: Eukaryota; Metazoa; Chordata; Actinopteri; Elopiformes; Megalopidae
Gene: macf1a
Product: microtubule actin crosslinking factor 1a
Exons: 94
Coding region: 1-16350 (5449 amino acids)
Biological process (GO): regulation of microtubule-based process; intermediate filament cytoskeleton organization; regulation of focal adhesion assembly
Cellular component (GO): actin cytoskeleton; microtubule; cytoplasm
Molecular function (GO): cadherin binding; calcium ion binding; microtubule binding
Source: RefSeq, a predicted model, not a curated record
AUGUCGUCCUCGGACGAGGAGAGUCUGAGCGAGCGCUCGUGUGUGAGCGAGCGCUCGUUCCGCAGCGAGCGGUCGGGGGGGUCCCUGUCGCCCUGCCCCGCCGGACACACGGGGCCCCCCGGGGACACCCUGCCCUGGAACCUGUCCCGACACGAGCGGCGCAAACGCAAGAGCCAGGACUCCGUGCUGGACCCCGCGGAGAGAGCCGUGGUGCGGGUGGCAGAUGAGCGAGAUAGAGUGCAGAAGAAAACGUUCACCAAAUGGGUCAACAAACACUUGAUCAAGGUGCGGAAGCAUAUCACAGAUCUGUAUGAAGACCUGCGUGAUGGACACAACCUCAUCUCCUUGCUGGAGGUGCUGUCUGGAGUCACCCUGCCCAGAGAGAAGGGGCGUAUGCGUUUCCACAGACUGCAGAAUGUGCAGAUCGCCCUGGACUUCCUCAAACAGAGACAGGUCAAAUUAGUGAACAUCCGGAACGAUGACAUCACAGACGGAAACCCCAAGCUGACGCUGGGUCUGAUCUGGACCAUCAUCCUCCACUUCCAGAUCUCUGAGAUCUACGUUAGCGGUGAGUCGGGUGACCUCACAGCCAAGGAGAAGCUGUUGCUAUGGAGCCAGCAGGCGACAGAGGGCUACCCAGGCCUGCGCUGCGUCAACUUCUCCUCCAGCUGGAGCGACGGGCGCAUGUUCAACGCCAUUCUGCACAGAUACAGGCCCGACCUCAUAGACAUGGAGCUGGUUUCACGACAGAGUAACCGUGACAACCUGGAGCAGGCCUUCGAUAUUGCUGAGUCACUAGGGGUUACGCGACUGCUGGACGCCGAAGAUGUGGACGUGCCGUCUCCAGAUGAAAAGUCGGUCAUCACCUACGUGUCCUCCAUCUACGACGCCUUCCCCAAGAUCCCUGAGGGAGGGGAGGGCAUUGCUGCUCACGAGGUGGACCAGCGCUGGCUGGAGUAUCAGUCCCGUUUCUCCCACCUGCUCCAGUGGACCCGGCAGCACACACUGCUGAUGGCUGACAAGAACUUCCCCCAGAACCCUGUGGAGCUGAAGGCACUUUACAACGAGUACGUCCAUUUCAAAGAGACGGAGAUCCCGGGGAAGGAGCUGGAGAAGAGCCGGGUGGAGCACCUCUACAAGAUGCUCGAGGUAUGGAUAGAGUUUGGGCGCAUCAAACUGCCCCAGGGACUGCACCCCAACGAUCUGGAGGAGGAGUGGGGCAAACUGAUCCUGGAGAUGCUGGAGAGAGAGAAGGCCCUCCGGCCGGCCGUGGAGAGGCUGGAGCUGCUGCUACAGGUGGCUAAUAAGAUCCAGAACACAGCUCUGGACUGUGAGGAGAAACUCACUCUGGCCAAGAACACACUGCAAGCGGACAUGUCCCAUCUGGAGAAUGGGGAGCCGGUGCGCUGUGAGCAGGAUCUGGGUGCUUAUCUGCUGGACUGUGAGGCGCUGAUCAGGCAGCUUCAGCUGGACCUGCAGAUCCUGAGGGACGAGAAGUACUACCAGGUGGAGCAGCUGGCCUUCAGGGUGUCGUGCCUGCAGGAGGAGCUGGUAUCUCUCAGACUGCAGUGCGCCAGCGUCUACAGGAAGGGCCACUUCUCCCCAGGGGGCCUGGCGGGGGAUCAGGCCGGCCAGCGGGGCGCGGGCCGGGAGGGCCUGUCCCUGCCCCUGGGGGCGCAGACCCUGCUGGGGGCCGUGGGGGCGGUGGCGGCGCUACUCAGACGACCCAUGUCCCGCGCAGAGCUGGUGGCCAUGUCCUCCUCCGAGGACGAGGGCAGCCUGAGGUUCAUCUACGAGCUGCUGGGCUGGGUGGAGGAGACGCAGGACCUGCUGGAGCGGGCGGAGUGGGGUGCAGACCUGCCCUCUGUGGAGCAGCACCUGCAGGAUCAUAAAUCCAUACACAAUGCAGUGGAGGAGCUACUGCGCAGCCUGGAAGAAGCGCGUCGCUACGAGUCUACCAUCUCCCCAAACUUCCGCAGCAGCUACUCUGAGACUCUGGCAAAGCUGGAACACCAGUACUGCAAACUACUGGAGAACUCGUCAUGGCGGCUGCGCAGCCUGGAGAGCCUACACGCCUUUGUUUCGCGCUGCACGGAGGAGCUGAUCUGGCUGAACGAGAGGGAGGAGGAGGAGCUGGCCUUCGACUGGAGCGAAAGCAACACCAACGUGGCGGCCAAGCGGGAGCUGUACGCGGAUAUGAGGUCAGAGCUGGAGGAGAAACAGGAAGUGAUGCGCUCCUUACAGGAAACGGCUGACCGGCUCUGUCAGGAGAAUCACCCGGCCAAGCAGACAGUGGAGGCCUACAGCGCCGCCCUGCAGACGCAGUGGGAGUGGGUCAACCAGCUGUGUCUCUGCGUGGAGCAGCACCUGAAAGACAACACCGCCUACUUCCAGUUUAUGAGCGAUGCCCGGGACUGUGAGAGCUACCUGCGGCAGCUUCAGGACACCAUAAAGAGACAGUACACCUGCGACAGGAACAGCAGGCUGGGAAAGCUGGAGGACCUGCUGCAAGACUCCAUGGAGGAGAAGGAGCAGCUGAUCGAGUACCGCAGCACUGUGGCGAGCCUCGUGGGCCGAGCCAAGACCGUCGUGCAGCUCCGCCCACGCAGUGCGGACUGCGCCGUGGCAACGACCACGCCCAUCCGCGCAAUCUGCGACUACCGGCAGAUCGAGAUCACCAUCAGUAGAGGAGAGGAGUGUGUGUUGGAGGAUAACUCUCAGCGCACCAAAUGGAAGGUCAUCAGUCCCAGUGGCAAUGAGGCCAUGGUACCCUCAGUCUGCUUCACCGUCCCGCCCCCCAACCAGGGAGCGCUGGACAUCGCCAGCAGGAUGGAGCAGCUGUAUCAGAAUGUGAUGUCCCUGUGGCACCAGCUGCAUGUGAACAUGAAGAGUGUGGUCUCCUGGCACUACCUGCAGAAGGACAUCAGAACCGUCUCAUCCUGGACUCUGGACACGGUGCGUUCUCAGUCUCCGAGCGACAGGCAGCAGGCCCUUGACAACCUGGACGCUCACCUGUCGGACUUCCUGGCAGACAGCCGGGAGAGCGCCCUCUUCACCGCCGCCGAGAGGCGGGAGCUGGAGAAGGAGGCCGAAAACAGCCGCGCCCACUGCCACGCCCUGCUGGUCUCCAUGGAGACAGUGGAGAAGGACGAGUCGGUCUCUCGCUCCUACCUGUCGGAGCUGCAGGACAUCAAACAGCACCUAGAGGAGGCGGAGCAGCGGCUGACGCGGGGGAUCCAGGCCCCGCCCCCCAGCAACCUGAGCAGCGACAGCGUGGACAGCGCGGUCCAGAUCGCCGAGCAGGAGAAGCUGCAGCAGGACCUGGAGGGGCUGCGCUGCAACCUGGGCGAGGUGUCCCGCAGGUGCGUCAGCUUCUUCGAGGAGAAGCCCGCCUCGUCCAGCGUGCCCGUCCUGCGCUCCGAGCUCAACCUGGCCGUGGAGCAGAUGGACCGCGUGCACGCGCUCUCCUCCGUCUACCUGCACAAGCUGAAGACCGUGGACAUGCUGAUGCGCAGCUCGCAGGCCGCGGAGAGCCUGGUGAAAAAGUACGAGAGCCGGCUGAGCGAGGAGGACAUCGUCCCGGCCGACACCAGCGCCAUCCAGUCCCUCCGGGACCAGCUGGGGAGAUGGCAGGCUGAGAUGGACCAGCAAGAUCCAGUCUUCCACUCCCUGGACAUGGAGGUCCAGCGGGCCCGGGAGGCGGGGUCUCGGCUCAGCCGGCUGCACCCGGACCGCAGCCCGGAGCUGGACCGGUACCUGGAGAGGGCGGCUCAGCUGGCGGAGAGAUGGGCCGGCAUCAGGAGGCAGAUGGAGACCCGGCAAGCGGACCUGGAGACACUGGGCUCGGUUCUGCGGCAGUACCGAGAGGGGCACUCGGCGCUGAUCCGGUGGAUCGAGGAGACGACGGAGAGGCAGGAGAACACGCAGCCCGGUCAGACGGACAGCAAAGUGCUGUCCGAGCAGCUGGCUCAGCAAACGGCCCUGGUCGCUGAGAUCGAGCAGAACCAGGUAAAACUGGACCGGUGCCAGACCCACUCCAAACAGUACUGCGCUGCUGUGAAGGACUAUGAGCUGCAGCUGAUGACGUACAGAGCCUUUGUGGAGUCGACCCAGAAAUCCCCAGUGAAGAGGAGGAGAAUGCACUCUUCAUCUGAUGCCAUCACACAGGAGUUCAUGGACCUGCGCACACGCUACACCGCGCUGGUCACCCUGACGACGCAACAUGUCAAAUACAUCAGCGACGCCCUCCGCAGACUGGAGGAGGAGGAGAAAGAGGUGGAGGAGGAGAGGCAGGCGCAUGUGGGACAGGUGUCCGACCUGCUCUGCUGGGUGAGGGGGCUCCAGGAACGCGCCAGGAGCACCACAGGGGUGCUGAGCGGGGACCCCAAAUCUGCUGAGUCGUCACUGGCCGCACAGCAGGCCAUUAGUGAACAGCUCGCUGCCAAGAAGGAGGAAGUGGCAGAAGCCAUCAGGAGCACCCAGGUGUUUCUGAGGUCUAAGCAGGCCAGCAAGCUGUCUGCGGAGGAGCGAGCCCACGUGACGUCCCAGCUGGACGAGCUGACGGACACCUACAGCCAGCUGUGUCAGAGCUCUGCUGCCCAGCUGCAGCAGCUGGAGGAGCAACUGGCGCGGGAGGAGGAGCGCAAGGUUGUUCAGCAGCAGAAGGCGGAGUGCUCUCAGAAGCUGGAAGGCCUGACCAUGUGGUUGGCCGGUGCCGCCAGCAUGCUGGCCAAUCAGAAAGCGGGAACAACGUCAGGUGACGUCAGCGUGCUGCAGGAGAAACAGAGAGAGCUUAAGGAGGUGCAGCGGGACCUGCAGACGCGUGGAGACGGGGUGAUGGAGGCGGUGAGGGGGGUGGAGGAGUUCCUGGCGGAGCGGGGCGACGGUCUGAGCGCGGAGGAGAGGGCCGGCCUUCAGAGGGCUCUGUCCCAGGUGCGAGAGCAGUACAGCUCCCUGACGGACACUGCCCAGUCCUCCCUGGCCCAGCUGGACACGGCCAUCAGCACCACGGUCCAGCAGAACACUCAGAGGGCGAAGGCUGUGGAGGAGCUUCAGGAGACUCAGGGAAAGAUUGACACACUACUGAACGAGCUGUCAACACUACAACAGCCUGGGGAUGCGAUGCAAACCGACGCCCCAUCCUCCCAACAGCCAGGGGGCGCUCUUCAGUCACACUGUGAGACACUACAGGCGGAGCUGCAGCAGCUGCAGGCCCAGCAGGCUCAGCUCCUGCAGGUGUCGCAGUCGGCCCGGUCCCUCCUGGAGCAGCCGGACUCCAGCGUGCCGGCCGAGGAGAAGCAGCGUCUGCGGGCGGCGUUGGACCGGCUGCGCGGGCAGCACCAGGACCGGCUGCAGGGCUGCCAGGACCGUCUGCGGCGGGCCGACGCACUGCGGGAUGAGCUAGCCAAGUUCCUGCAGGAGCACGGCCACCUGGGGGCCUGGCUGGAACUCAGCGAGCAGGAGCUGCGUUCCCUGGGGGAAGGAGAAACCGACGCGCAGGGCCUGAGGGACAGGCUGGAGGAGCACAAGAAGCUGGCGGAAGACGUGAUAUGCCACAAGGCGGACCUGCGUUUCGUCACCAUCUCGGGCCAGAAGGUUCUGGACUCGGUCCAGGGGGCCCGGGAGAGGGAGGGCAGAGUGGACCCGGCGCUGGAGGAGACCCGGCAGCUGGUCAGCGACAAACUGCAGGAUGCUACGCAGCGUUACGCCACCCUGCACAGCCAGUCCUCGGACCUGGGCACCCGUCUGGCCGGGGUUUUGGACCGGCACCAGCAGUACCAGGAUGAGGCGGGCUCUCUGAACACCUGGCUGAGCGCUCAGGAGCAGAACGCAUGCAUAGUGGGAACGAGUGGGGAGCAGACGGACACACAGACGCUGCAAAACGCACUGCGCGCCGUGCAGCUGUUGCAGGACGAGCUGGCCGAGCGCUCGGUGCAGUUGGAGAGAGUGAGGAGAGCUGGGAGAGAGCUGGCCAGCUCACAGGAGUCCCCCAGGCUGAAAGCAUCCGACAUCAGCAACGCUGCAGAUGCCCUGGAGAGUCGUUUCGGGGACCUGUCCACGACGGUAUCGGCCCGCGCGGAGCAGCUGCAGACGGCGGUGGCCCAGUCGGUCAGUGUUCAGGAGGGAGUUCAGUCACUCCUCUCCUGGCUGGACGGGCUGGUGCUGUCUCCCGGACCGGUCCAGCCCACCACCCAGGCCGUCCAGGAGGCGCUCACACAGAACCAGAAACUGCGUCAGGAGCUGUUGUCCAGGCAGGGGAGCGUUGACACCAUGCGUGACUCCGUCUCCAAGCUCCUCCAAACGGCAGACGCGACCACGUCCUCCGGCCUGCAGGGGGCGCUGCAGGAUCUGAGCCGACGCUACACGGAGGCGCAGGCCAGACAAAGCGAGAGGGAGGCGGAGCUGCGAGGCCUUCUUCCCAGGCUGGAGAGCUACGAGCGCCUGAGCGCCGACCUGCGGAGCUUCACUCAGACCCGCGAGAGAGCGCUGAGCCUCGGGGGACAGCCAGACCGCAGUGUGGCGGACUACAGACAGACCAUAGAGGAAGUAAACUCAGAGCUGGCCCAGGAAGAAGAUCAGCUGAAGUCCCUGUGUGAGCUCGGGACCGAUCUGAGCCAGUGCGGGGUCCUCACGAACACUCAGAGCCUGUUGGACACUGUGAAAGAGGUGUCUGAGGAUUUUGCCCGACUGCAAUCAAGUGUCAAUGAGAGAUUCAGUUCCAUCCAGAGCUGUGAGGAGCAGCUGGUGCAAUUCCGCUCGCUCUCUGGCGCCCUCCUGAGGUGGCUGCAGGCAACGCAGGAGCAGCUGCCGCAAGAGGAACCCUGCCUCAACACUGAAGGGCUGCAGAGGAGAGUGCAGCAGCUGCAGGAGCUGCUUAGUGACUGGGAGGCCCAGGGAGUUAAGGUGCAGGAGCUGAACCAGACCGGGUCAGAACUGGAGACCCUGAUCAUCAACAUCACUGCCCCCUACGGCAAGACAGGUGUUCCCCAGCUCAAUGGUGCCGGCAGUCCCAGCAGUAUCAAUGGCAUUCACACCUGCAAAGAUCUGACGGAGAUCCAGGUGGCCCUCGCCGAUGUGAAUGGCGGGUACGAGCGGGUGGGCGGGGACCUGCGGGAGAGGCAAGGGCGUCAGGCCUCCUCCCUGGAGCUGCGCCAACGGGCACGGCACGACGCUGAGGCCCUCGCCCAAUGGCUGGGCAGCCGAGAGCAGACCCUGGCUCAGGGCCAGACCGCCUCCCCCUCCCGGCCCGAAGUGGUACGCGCCCAGGCCCAGGAGAACAAGGCCCUUCUCUCUGAGCUGGCAGAGCAGUCUGGGAAGGUGGAGGACGUGAAGAGCACCUUACAGAAGCUGAUCACAGAGAACCCAGACUCCCCCGAGGCAGAAACGUGGAAGCAGCAGCUGCGUGACAUCGACUUGCGGUGGGACAGAGCCAAUCAAAUGGCGGCGCAGAGACAGACAGAACUGGAGACUUGCGCUGAUAGGCUGGGCAGCUUCGCCACGGCGGCCAAUCAGCUGGGACCCUGGCUCCGGGAGAAGGAGCUGAUGAUGAGCGUGCUCGGGCCCCUGAGCAUCGACCCCAACAUGCUGAACACCCAGAAACAGCAAGUACAGUUCAUGCUGCGUGAGUUCGAGACGCGGCGGCCGCAGUUUGACCAGCUGACCCAGGCGGCGGAGGGCAUCCUCUCCCCAUCUGGCGGUGGGGCGGAGGGUAGCGGGGAGGCCCAGGACCAGCAAGAGGUGCGGGACGAGCUGGAGGCCAUCUCCCGGCAGUGGGGGGACCUGACGUCCCGGCUGUCGCAGCGCUCGGAGCAGAUCGACCGGGCGCAGGGGACCAGCGAGCGCUACCAGGCCCUGCUGAGGCAGCUCUCCCUCAGCCUGGCGGCGCUAGGCGAGCGGCUGGAUGCGCAGGCCUCGCUGAGCGCCCAGCCGGAGGCGCUGCGGAGGAGGCUGCAGGAGACCGGGGAGAUCCGCGCCGAGCUGGAGCAGAGGAGGGGAGAGCUCGUCCAGGCCGAGCUGCUCUGCGGGGAGCUCAGCACCAUCGUGGCUGAGCCCUACCUGCGGGAGGAGCUCCACAAGAGGCUGGAGAGCGUCAGCGGCCCGCUGCGCAGCCUGGAGGAGAGGGCAGCGGACGGCCUGUCUCAGCUGCAGGCCGCCCUCUCCAGCACGCAGCAGUUCCAGCAGAUGUUCGAGGAGCUCCGCGGCUGGCUGGACGGGCACACGGGCGACCAGCCGGACGGGGCGGGCGGCGCUUCCCUGCCCUGCCAGCCGGGGGCGCUGCGUGAGCUGCUGGUCCGGCAGGAGGAGUUCCAGCGCGGCGUGGCACAGCAGCGGGGCCCGUACGAGCUGAUCCAGGCGGAGGGGGCGUCCCUGCUGGCCUCCCUGCCCCACGGGGGCGAGGAGAGGGCCGGCCUGCAGGCGCGGCUCGCAACCCUGCGGCAGGACUGGGACGGGCUGAACCAGGGCACUGGCGAGCGGCUGGCCCGUCUGAAGGAGGCGCUGACGCGCGCCGAGCUCUACCAGCAGCACCGGGCGGAGCUCAGCCCCUGGGUGGAGGCAUGCGAGGAGCAGGAGGGGGCCAUCCGGGCCUCCCUGGAGCCCGCCGUGCUGGAGGAGGCACUGCAGAAGGCCCGGCAGCUGGGCCUGGACCUGGAGCGCCGCCGCCCCCUGGUGGAGGCCCUGAACACCGCGGGCGACCAGCUGCUGGAGCACUGCCGGGCAGGGGAGGAGGAGGUGCGGGAUGAGAAGGCGGCGCUGAACCGGCGGGUGGACGGGCUGUCGGAGCGGCUCCAGGCCCGCACCGCCCAGCUGGAGGAGCUGUCCGGCCGGCUGCGGGAGUUUGAGGAUGGCAGGCAGGCCGUGGAGAGGCGGCUGGAGGCGGCCCGGCACCAGAUCGAGGUCCAGGAGGCGCUGGGUCCGCAGGCCUGCAGCAGCAAGAGCCUGGAACGUCUGCGCAGCCAGCAGGAGGCGCUGCGGUCCCUGCAGCCGCAGGUGGCGUACCUGCGUGACCUGGCCCGGGGGCUGGUGCAGGACGCCCCGCGGACAGCGGGGGGCGCCGGCGAGGGAGGGCAGCAGCUCCAGAAGCAGGCGGAGGACACGGAGACGGAGUUCAGGGAUGUGAGCGAGAAGAUCGAGCAGUGUUGCUCCUCCCUGGAGUCGCGGCUGCAGGGGGUGGGGGAGGUGCAGUCGCGCGUGCGGGACGUCUUCUCCCGCCUGGCCGACCUGGACGACGAGCUGGACGGGCUGAGCCCCGUGGGGCGGGACGGCGACUCGCUGGCCUCGCAGGCGGAGGCGGUGCGGGGCUUCCUGGCCCGGCUGGCGGCGCUGCGGGCCGAGCUGGAGGGCCACGGCGGCGAGUGCGCCGCCAUGCUGCGGCGGGAGGGCAGCUCGCCCGACCUGCUGGCCCUCCGCAGGGAGACCGAGGCCCUGAGCCGGCAGGCGGGGAAGCUGGCCGAGAGGGGCCAGGCCCGGCUGGGGCAGGUGGAGGCGGCCGCCGAGAGGGUGCGCGAGUUCUACGCCCGCGUGGCGGAGCUGCAGGAGCUGCUGGGACGGGCCGAGGACGGGCUCAACGCCCAGGGCGCCGUGGGGACCGAGGUGGAGGUCAUCAAGCAGCAACUUCAGGAGUUCAAGGCUUUGGAACGGGAGCAAGUGGACAGCAUCCAGCCCAGACUUCAGCAGGUGAACGCCGUGGGUCAGGGUUUGAUCCAGAGUGCAGCCAAACACACCGACACACAGGCCCUGGAACAUGACCUGGAGACGACCAACCUGCGCUGGAACUCCCUCAACAAGAGGGUGGCAGAGCGCAUUGCACAGUUGCAGGAGGCCCUGUUGCAUUGUGGGAAGUUCCAGGAUGCACUGGAACCCUUGCUGAGCUGGCUGAGUGACACGGAGGAGCUGAUAGCCAAUCAGAAGCCUCCGUCGGCUGAGUACAGGGUGGUCAAGGCCCAGAUACAGGAGCAGAAGCUUUUGCAGAGGCUGCUGGAUGACCGGCGUGGGACGGUGGAGAUGAUUCGGGCGGAGGGAGAGCGCAUCGCUGCCACUGCCGAGACGCAGGACAGAGACAAGAUCCGCAGACAGCUGGAGAGCCUGGGAGAGAGGUGGACCGAGCUGCUGGACAAGGCCAGCGCGAGGCAAAGCCAGCUGGAGGAGCUGCAGGUGCUGGCCCUUCAGUUCCACGAGGCCGUGGAGCCGCUGGGAGAGUGGCUCAGCGCCACGGAGAGACGCCUGAGUUCCGCCGAGCCCAUGGGCACCCAGACCGCCAAGAUCACCCAGCAGAUCGCCCGCCACAAGGCCCUUCAGGAAGAGGUGUGCGCUCGCGGGGCGGAGGUGGAGCGCCUGGAGGCUCUGGGCCAGUCUCUGUCCCCGCUGAGCAGCGCGGCGGACCGCGAUUGGCUGGGAGAGCGCGUGGGGGCGGUGCGGGGCGGGCACGCGGAGCUGCGUGAUCGGUGCAACCGGCGGGCGGCCAUGCUGGAGCAGGCCCUGGCCAACGCCCAGCUGUUCGGGGAGGAGGAGGUGGAGGUGCUGAACUGGCUGGCCGAGGUGGCACAGAGGCUGGCCGAGGUGUCGGUGCAGAGCUACCAGCCUGAGCAGCUCUCUCAGCAGCACAAACACACACUGUCGCUGAACGAGGAGAUCGUGAGCAGGAAGAAGACUGUCGACCAGGCCAUUAAGAACGGCCAGGCCCUGCUGAAACAGACCACAGGCGAGGAGGUGCUGCUGAUCCAGGAGAAGCUGGACGGGAUAAAGAGCCGCUACGCGGAGAUGACGGCCGGCAGCAGCAAGGCCCUCAGGACGCUGGAGCAGGCCCUGCAGCUCGCCACGCGAUUCGCCACUGCCCACGACGACAUCAACCAAUGGCUGGACAGCAUGGAGGCGGAGCUUAACAAUGCAGAGCCUGACACUACCCCCGCCUAUCAGGACAGACAAAAGGAGCUGAAGUGUGUAUCCGCGGAGAAGAGGCUGGUGCUGGACACGGUGAACGAGGUGGGCAGCGCCCUGCUGGACUUGGUGCCCUGGCGUGCCCGCGAGGGGUUGGACCGCCUCGUGGCCGAUGCCAACCAGCGCUACCGACAGGCUGACGAAACCAUCACCCAGCGCGUGCAGCUGGUGCAGGCCGCCAUCCAGAGGUCACAGCAGUAUGAGGAGGCCGUGGACGCGGAGCUGGCCUGGGUGGGUGAGACGGAGAGGAAGCUGGGCUCCCUGGGGCAGCUCAGCCUGGAGCCGGAUGUGACGGUGGCUCAGCUGCAGGUGCAGAGGGCCUUCAACAUCGACAUCAUCCGCCACAAGGACACCGUGGACCAGCUGCUGAAGACCCGCGACGAGAUCCUGGACACCUGUAGCGAGCAGCAGAGGGAGGCGCUGAAGGUGAAGACGGACUCUCUGAGCGCGCGGUACGAGGCCGUGAGCCAGAGCCACUCGGAGCGCUUCUCGGCCCUGGAGCAGGCACAGGUGCUGGUGGCCCGCUUCUGGGAGACCUACGAGGAGCUGGAGCCCUGGCUGGGCGAGACGGAGACCCUGAUCGCCCAGCUGCCCCCGCCCGCCAUCGACACCGAGGCCCUGAGGCAGCAGCAGGACCAGAUGAGGCUCCUGAGGGAGUCCAUCGCUGAGCACAAGCCCCACAUCGACAAGCUGCUGAAGAUCGGCCCCCAGCUGGCGGAGCUGAGCGUCCAGGAGGGGGCGACGGUGAGGCAGCGCUUCAGCGAGGCCGAGAGGCGCUACCUGGCCAUCAAGGAGGAGGUGAAAGACCGCGCCACCGCGCUGGACGAAGCCGUCUCCCAGUCCACACAGCUGGUAGAGUUCCAUGAUAAGAUGGACCCCCUGCUGGAGACGCUGGAGGGGGCGGUGCAGCGGCUGAGACAGCCCCCUCCGGUGGCAGCGGAGGUGGAGAAGAUUCGGGAGCAGCUGGCGGAGCACCGGGCCACGGGGCUGGAGCUGGACAAACUUCUGCCCUCCUUCAGCGCCCUGUGCACCCGGGGCGAGGAGCUGAUCACCCGCGCGCCCCACGACGACCCCGCCGCCCAGGCUGUGCGCUCCCGGCUGCUUCGGCUGCGCUCCCUGUGGGAUGAGAUCCGGCAGCGGGCGGAGGAGAGGGAGGGGAAGCUGCAGGAUGUGCUGGAGCUGGCCGGAAAGUUCUGGGCGGACAUGGCGGCGCUGCUGAGCACGCUCCGUGACUCCCAGGAGAUCGUGAAGGACCUGGAGGACCCCGGCGUCGACCCAUCUCUCAUCAAACAGCAGAUCGAGGCUGCCGAGGCCAUUAAGGCGGAGACGGACGGACUCAGGGAGGAGCUGGAGUUUGUGCGCACGCUGGGAGCUGACCUCAUCUUCGCCUGCGGAGAGACCGAGAAGCCUGAGGUCAAGAAGACCAUCGACGAGAUGAACGCUGCUUGGGAAGGCCUGAACAGAACAUGGAGAGAGAGGAUGGAGAGGCUGGACGAGGCCAUGACCGCCUCUGUGCAGUACCAGGAUGCUCUGCAGGGCAUGUUCGACUACCUGGACAACGCCGUGAUCAAGCUCUGCGACAUGUCUACCGUGGGAACUGACCUAAGCACCGUUAAGCAGCAGAUCGAGGAGCUGAAGCAGUUCAAGGUGGAAGUGUACCAGCAGCAGAUCGACAUGGAGAAGCUCUGCCACCAGGGGGAGCUGCUGCUGAAGAAGGUGUCCGACCAGACGGACCAGGACAUGAUCCAGGAGCCCCUGACUGAACUGAGACACCUGUGGGAUAACCUGGGAGACAAGAUCACGCACAGACAGCACAAGCUGGAGGCUGCUCUUCUCGCCCUGGGUCAGUUCCAGCACGCCCUGUCAGAGCUGCAGUCCUGGCUCAAGCACACCCACGCCACCCUGGACACCCAGCGGCCUGUCAGCUCCGACCCCAAAGCCAUCGAGAUCGAGCUGGCCAAGCACCACGUGCUGCGGAACGACGUGCUGUCCCACCGCUCCACCGUGGAGACGGUGAACAGCGCCGGGUCCGAGCUGCUGGAGUCCAGCCCGGGGGACGACGCCAACCACCUGCGGGACCAGCUGGACGAGCUCAACCGCAGCUGGGAGAGCCUCCUGCUCAAGACCCAGGAGCGGCAGAAACUGCUGGAGGCAGCGCUUCAGCAGGCGGAGGGUUUCCAUGGCGAGCUGGAGGAGUUCCUGCAGUGGUUGAGAAGGACAGAGUCUCAGCUCUCUGCUGCCAAGCCCACCGGGGGCCUGCCUGAGACGGCCAGGGAGCAGCUGCAGCAGCACAUGGAGCUCCAGUCUCAGCUGUCCCAGAGAGCGGAUCAGUACCACCGGCUGCUGGACCAGGGUGAGUCCAUGCUGCUGUCCCGGGGCGGGGAGGAGGGCGGUCCCGGCGCCACCCAGACCCAACAGAACCUGGCCCUGCUGCAGAACAAGUGGGCCAGCCUCAACACCAAGAUGGACGACAGACGGGCGAAGCUGGAGGAGGCCGUUGCCCUGGCAACCGGGUUCCAGUCGUCCCUGCAGGACACCAUAAACUGGCUGACCCAGGCAGAGCAGACCCUGAACAUGGCCCAGCCGCCCAGCCUCAUCCUGGACACCGUCCUCUUCCAGAUCGAUGAGCACAAGGUGUUUGUGAAUGAGGUGAAUACCCACCGGGAGCAGGUUCUGGCUCUGGAGAAAGCUGGGUCGCAGCUCCGCUUCGCCAGCCUCAAGCAGGAUGUGGUUCUGAUCAAGAACCUGCUGCUGAGCGUGCAGGCCCGCUGGGACAAGCUGGUGCAGCGGUCCCUGGACCGGGGCCGGCACCUGGACGAGGCCCGCAAGAGAGCCAAGCAGUUCCACGAGGCGUGGAGGAAGCUGACGGACUGGCUGGAGGAGGCGGAGAGCCGUCUGGACUCGGAGCUGGAGAUCUCCAAUGAGCCCGACAAGAUCAAAGUGCAGCUGGCCAAGCACAAGGAGUUCCAGAAGGCUCUGGGGUCCAAACAGCCAGUGUAUGACACCACAGUUCGAUCAGGCCGGGCUAUGAGGGACAAGGCCACCCUGCCGGCCGACACCCAGAAACUGGACAACCUUCUGGGGGAGGUCCGGGACAAAUGGGACACUGUGUGCGGGAAAAGUGUGGAGAGGCAGCACAAGCUGGAGGAGGCGCUGCUGUUCUCAGGUCAGUUCGCAGAGGCCCUGCAGGCGCUGGUGGACUGGCUGUACCGAGUCGAGCCCCAACUGAGCGAGGACCAGCCCGUCCACGGAGACCUGGACCUUGUCUCAAACCUGAUGGACUCUCACAAGGCAUUCCAGAAGGAGCUGGGGAAAAGGACGAGCAGCGUGCAGGCGCUGAAGCGGUCGGCGCGGGAGCUGAUGGAGACGGGCCGGGACGACACCGCCUGGGUGCGGGUCCAGCUGCAGGAGCUCAGCAACCGCUGGGAGACCGUCUGCGCCCUGUCCGUCACCAAGCAGACCCGCCUCCAGCAGGCCCUCAAACAGGCCGAGGAGUUCCGCAGCGCAGUGCAGAUGCUGCUGGAGUGGCUAUCGGAGGCGGAGCAGACGCUGCGUUUCCGCGGCGUCCUGCCGGAGGAGGUGGAGACUCUGCAGUGCCUGCUGCACUCGCACCGGGAGUUCAUGCAGACGGUGGAGGAGAAGAGGGUGGACGUCAACAAGGCCGCCGGGCUCGGGGAGGCCAUCCUGGCCGUCUGCCACCCGGACUGCAUCACCACCAUCAAGCACUGGAUCACCAUCAUCCGCGCCCGCUUCGAGGAGGUGCUCACGUGGGCCAAACAGCACGAGCAGCGCCUGGAGGCAGCUCUCACAGAGCUGCUCAACAACGCAACACUAUUGGAGGAGCUGUUGACAUGGCUACAGUGGGCGGAGACUACCCUUGUGCAGCGUGACACAGAGCCCCUCCCCCAGGACAUCCCUCAACUCAAAACACUAAUCACAGAGCACCAGGUGUUCAUGGAGGAGAUGACCCGGAAGCAGCCAGACGUCGACCGCGUGACCAAGACCUACAAGAGGAAGCCGGCGGAGCCGCCGAGCAGCCUGGCAGAGAGACGGGGAGCGCGUAAGCAGCAGCAGCAGCAGCAGCAGCAGCAGCAGGCAGCGAUGCAGGUCGCCGGGGGCAACCCCCGCCUCAACCAGCUCUGCUCCCGCUGGCAGCAGGUGUGGCUGCUCGCCCUCGACCGUCAGCGCAAGCUCAACGACGCCCUCGACAGGCUGGAGGAGCUGAAGGAGUUUGCGAAUUUCGACUUUGACGUGUGGCGGAAGAAGUACAUGCGCUGGAUGAACCACAAGAAGUCCCGCGUGAUGGAUUUCUUCCGUCGCAUCGACAAGGACCAGGACGGCAAGAUCACCCGGCAGGAGUUCAUCGAUGGCAUCCUGGCGUCCAAGUUCCCCACCAGCAAGCUGGAGAUGACGGCAGUGGCGGAUAUCUUCGACCGCGACGGUGACGGUUACAUCGACUACUACGAGUUUGUGGCAGCGCUGCACCCCAACAAGGACGCGUACCGCCCCACUACUGAUGCUGACAAGAUUGAGGACGAGGUGACCAGGCAGGUGGCACAGUGUAAGUGUGCCAAGAGAUUCCAGGUGGAGCAGAUUGGGGAGAACAAGUACAGGUUUGGGGACUCCCAGCAGUUGCGUUUGGUGCGCAUUCUGCGUAGCACGGUCAUGGUUCGAGUGGGUGGGGGCUGGAUGGCGCUGGACGAGUUCCUGGUGAAGAACGACCCGUGCAGAGCACGCGGCCGCACCAACCUGGAGCUCCGGGAGAAGUUCAUCCUGCCGGAGGGGGCGUCGCAGGGCCUGGCGGCGUUCCGCUCGCGGGGACGGCGCUCCAAGCCCUCGUCCCGCACCGCCUCGCCCACGCGCUCCUCCUCCUCCGCCUCCCACAGCGCCCACAGCUGCGCCUCCCUGCCCUCCGCCCCGGCCACGCCCACCGCCUCCUCCAGGUCCACCCACACUCACUCUCGUGGCUAUGCUAAGCCCUGGCUGGCUCACAGUAAAACCUCAACUCCAACCAAGUGCCAGUCCUGCCCAGAGCACAGCCAGACUCCGGGGCCUGAGGGGGCGUCGACCUCCAAGCUGAAGAGGCCCACCUUCCACUCCAGCCGCGGCUCUCUGACAGGGGAGAAUGGCGGCCAGGCCACGCCCAGCGGAGCCAAGCCCAGCCGCACAGACUCCUCUACGAAGCGUGCCCCGUCCUCGGCGAGUGGGCCUGCAAGCCGCGCCGGGAGCCGGGCGGGCAGCCGGGCGAGCAGUCGCCGUGGCAGCGACGCCUCCGACGCCUCGGAGCUGCUGGAGACGCGCUCGGCCUGCUCCGACACCUCCGACACGCCCCGCCGCCCCGGCGCUAAGCCCUCCAAGAUCCCCACCAUCUCCAAAAAGACGCCCAGCCCCAAGACGCCCACCGGCAAGAGAUAAGACCUCCGUGCCACCAGGGGGCGCCGGGCAGAGGCAGAUGCCACAGACUCACAGAGGCGGCUGUGGGGUGGGGAG